AUGGGCUGUGUCUCCAGCUUCUACGAUCGCCUUGAACAGGAUGGAAGCGAAGCGAUAAACGCACAGAUCCAAGAAGAAUUUAAUGUUCUCCUCUCUCUUUCGUGCUUCUACAUGAAAUUGGACAAAAAAAAUCGUUAUUGGCAGACGUCACUUUGCUUUGCCAUAUUUUUUUUCUUGACGUACCACUUGGUUCAAUUUAUGAUAACAGCAUACCUGGCCAAGGAUCAGUUGGUGACUUUAGCCUUUUCGUUGUCAAUUGCGAUCACAUAUUUAUUCUCUACCUUGCUAGCAGUUCUUGUCAUUAGUUCUCGACGUGAUUUGAACAAGUUUAUAAGACGAUGCAUAAGCAAUUUCUAUGAAUAUAAAAACGAGGAUGCUACGGAUGAUGCUGAACGACUACGGUCAAGGGGUAAAAAGGAACGAAUCGCCUUACUCAUCGGUGGUCCGAUUAGCGUCGGUCUUUGCAUUUUGUUCGUCCUGUUUAUGACCCCUUUGGUCGACAAGUAUUCACCAGUGAAAUUGUCCUUAGAAGAUAUCCCGAAAAGCAUUAACGUACAAUUGCCCGUAGCCGUCUGGCUUCCUGUCCAAGUAGAAGACACGACCACGAUUUACGCCCUGUCACUCCUACAGAUCAUCGCAGCCCUCCCGAUCGGUGUCACCAUGCCAGCCGCUAUUAGCACAUACAUGUUUUGCGUCCAGCAAAUUACCAUCCAGAUGGAGUUGCUCAACGAUUCCCUUGUUCGGCUGGAAACGAGAGCUAAUCGACUAAUGAAAAUUCUCUUCCCUUACGCCAAACUUGGACAUCUCACAAAACGACACCCUUACUUCCAGUACUGCGUCAAAGAAUGUUUGAAGGAGAAUGUCAAACAUCACCAAUCGAUUCUACUGGGUUUUGACGAAUCAUUUGCCAUUAUAAACAAGCCUCUAUUUUGCUGUAAUUACUUGAUGACGCUGAUGAUUGCCGUGAGCCUUACAGGUACCAUAAGUUCUUCCGCUACUUACGGUUUCAAAGUCGUCAGUGCGCUUAUGUUCAUUGUCGAACUGGCCGCGUUGAGUAUUAUCCAUUUUUACGGGCAGAAACUAAUGAACCUAAGUCAGGUUCUAAGAGAAAGGCUUUACGAAACCAACUGGACGUCAUACAACAGCAGUAUUAGAUCAAUGUUAGUGAUUAUGCUCGAAAGAACGAAGCGUCCUCUUGCGAUCAAUCCACUAGGCUUGACAUCCAUCAAAUGGGAAACAUUUGCCGCGAUAUGUAAUUCUGCAUACACAUACACUAAUUUGAUGAUGGCAUUGGAGGCAUAAUAACUUUGAAAUUCAAGCAAGGUGCACAAUCGCUUGGAUGUAGUAUUAACCAACAAAAUAAAUAAACGAUAACAAAAAUAACGCAGAGCACAA
Molecule: messenger RNA, 1395 nt
Organism: Cimex lectularius (bed bug)
Lineage: Eukaryota; Metazoa; Arthropoda; Insecta; Hemiptera; Cimicidae
Product: odorant receptor Or2-like
Exons: 6
Coding region: 1-1302 (433 amino acids)
Biological process (GO): sensory perception of smell; detection of chemical stimulus involved in sensory perception of smell
Cellular component (GO): plasma membrane
Molecular function (GO): olfactory receptor activity; odorant binding
Source: RefSeq, a predicted model, not a curated record